CUCUCUCUCUCUCUCCAGUCUGCGAGAGCAGGUCAGGUGUGAUGAUGGAGGUCGUGCCCCGUUUCUCCUCGUCCUCGCUGACCUACCUGCCUGUUUCCUGUCAGCUGCUGGGCGGCGAGUCCACUUCCUUCUUCCUGCGGGAGGUGGGACAGGAAGUGAUGCGUAAUGGGAGCCUGCAGACACGAAGCGAGACGCUCUUCCUUCACCAGCCCUCUGGCUCCGCCCCCCUGAUGUCUGUCAACUGUAGCUAUGGCAACCUGACGGCUGACACGACGGUGCCCCCGGAGCUCCUGCAGGGGGCGCUAACGCCUGCAGCCACACACUUCACACACACCGCACACCUGACGCCUGGCUGGAAGGUGCGGGCGCACCUGGUAACCACGGUGAUCAGGGCGGAGCGGCCUCAGGCUCACCUGCUUUUCUACCUGGCUGGACGCAGGUGGGAUGACUCCGACCCUCCUUCUGAACUCUUGCCGUGUGUGCGGGUGGUUGCUAUCCGUGAUUACGGCGAAGGGUCUGUUUCUGCGGCCUGCAGGCUGGAGGGCAGUUUGGGGAUGUGCGUGACACAGCUGGACGUCCCCCCAUCCUGGUUUACCCCCCCUCCCCCACGCAGGCGCUCACAGGAGCCCCCUCUGCCCACCAUGGAGCUGCACUACUCUCUGUAUGGCGCGGAUGAGCAGGGCAACGAGUGCGCAGUAGGCAGGGUGCAGGGCAGAGGGCAGGAAGUGGACAUGCAGCGGAUUGGAACGGUCACUCUGGGCUCUGUGGACGGUAAAGCUGAGGGGAAAAAGCUCAGGCUGGACCGGAACAUCCAGAUAGUGGCUCCGUCCAGUCCGGUUAAGCAGGGACAAACGGUCAGCUUCCAAAUCCUGCUGGACACGACGGCCACUACGGAGCAGUUCACGCUCAGGGCUCAGUACGGUGAAGGCAUUAACUUCGUGAUGGUGAAGCCCAGCACUCCAGCACUGUGGGAAAUCAAACAAGAAGUGUCUCCAGGCUCCUCUUCCCUUUCCAUGUUCUGCCAGAGGAAGUCCAGCUUGGCCAACGAAAGGUUUGAAGGCUCCGUAUAUGAGGUGAUGUGGGUGGAUUUCGAGAUGGAUAACUUCAUCACCCUGCAGGCGUCGCAGGCCGUUCGCUGGAGGAUCGAAUAUCCGUCUACCGGAGAAACGGCCGAGGCCAUCACCGUCAUCUACGUCAGCCAGAGGGACGUCCUCGGAAUCGUGCCUCUCGCUGAGGACACCGAAAUUUUGAACACGGCUAUUCUGACCGGUCAGCGAGUGUCCCUGCCGGUGAAGGUGGUGACCGUGGAACAGGACGGGACCGUGCGAGAGAUCGACGACCCCGUGACCUGCAGGUCGACGGACGAGGACGUGCUGAAGGUUUCCCCUGCCUGUGAUGAAGUGUUGGUGAAUGGGAAGGAAAUGAGGGGGCGUGUCUCUCUCCAGGUGAAUUUCACAUACCUGUACCUGAGCAGCCAAUUGGAGCUCACUGUCUGGGUGCCACGGUUACCACUGCAGAUUGACGUCUCUGAUGUGGAACUGAGCCAGAUUAAAGGAUGGAGAGUACCCAUCACCACCAACAAGAGGCCGACGAGGGACAGUGAGGAUGAUGAAGAUGACGAGCGGAAGGGGAAGGGUUGCACACUGCAGUAUCAGUAUGCUCUCGUCCGCGUCCUCACACACUUCGUGGCGGAGCCGGCAGACCCCGGUGGUGACCUCGUCCAUAUGCUGGGAUCUGACUGGUCGGCGGACAUCACAGAGCUGGUUCUGGAGUUCCUGAAGGUGGAGGACCCACGGAUCGCCCGGCUGAUUGACGGCAGGGUGCUGAUGGGGAGGGACCUGGGCAUCACCACCAUACAGGUAAUCUCCCCUCUGUCUGAUUCUAUCCUGGCUGAGAGGACCAUCACUGUCCUGGAUGACAAAGUGACUAUCACUGACCUGGGGGUCCAGCUGGUGGGCUCUUUAUCCCUGAGCCUGCAGGCCAGCGCCACACACACUAAAGCAUUAUACAUCAGCGCUACUGCACAGGACCUGCUGCACACACCUAAACAGGAAGCGGUAAUAAGUGCUUGGAUCCAGUACAGUGACGGCACCGUGACCCCGCUGGACAUUUACGACCCAAAAGAUUUCACGCUGACCGCCAUUUCUCUGGACGAGCGAGUGGUCUCCACCUAUCAGGAGCACCCCCAGCAGUGGCCGGUGGUGGUGGCGGAGGGCGAGGGCCAGGGGGCGCUGGUGCGCGUGGAGAUGGUCAUCUCUGAAACCUGCCAGAAGUCCAAGAGGAAGAGCGUGCUGGCCAUGGGCGUGGGCAGCGUCCAGGUCAAAUUCGGACAGAACGACGUGGGUCAGAAGACCCGAGCGAUGGAGGAGGGGGGCGGGGACGGAGGAAUGGACAACAGCACCAGCGAACAGAGGCAGAAGGUUAUUGAACAGGACAAAAACGGCAGCCCUGAUGGCUGGAAGUUCACGGAGAGAGAAGAAGGAGCGCUGCGGAAGGUCACUGCAACCACAAAGUCCAGCGUAACCAGCCGGAAUCAGGGCAGGAAACAGGCAGGCGGGCAAAAUAACAGCCCCGGAGACUACCCAGCACAGGUGGAGUUGCCUGGCGGGUCAGGGAGUGACCUUAGCCAUAACCCUCGGCGUCUCUCUGACCUGGAGAUCGGCAUGUACGCCCUGUUGGGCGUUUUCUGCCUCGCCAUCCUCGUCUUCCUCAUCAACUGCGUCAGCUUCGCCUUCCGAUACCGACACAAGCAGCUUCCCGUGCUGGAACAGGGCAACAUGAACCACGCCCAUGACUGGGUGUGGCUCGGCAACGACCUCGGCAACGACCUGAUGGAUCGCCAUGGCGACAGAGGUGGAGUGCUGGGGCCCGGAGACGAGUGCACGACGGCGAUCGACCGGAACGAGGGCUGCGAGGAAAGCAAGUACCUUCUGAACGGGGGUGGGGCUCAGAAAGGUAGCUCCGCCCACUCUCAGGGUUUGCCCCGAGUCAUGUCUGAUCCGAACGGAGGGAAAACAGAACCACUCAACAAUUCUCCCAGCGCCGCCAAGCGCAAGAGGGUCAAAUUCACAUCAUUCGCCACGGUGCUGCCGGACGAGGGCGGACCGUACACCAACUCCGUCCUGAUCGGCAACGAAGACGAUAUAAAGUGGGUGUGCCAGGACAUGGACCUGGGCCAAUCGGCCGAGCUCCGAACGUACAUGGAGAGACUGCAAGACAAUCUGUGAAAGAAGGAAUAGAGAGAGAGAGAGAGAGAGAGAGAGAAAGAGAGAGAGAGAGAGAGAGAGAGAGAAUAGACUCAAUACAAACUCACCUGUAAUGCCUUUGCACUGAGGAGAGGAAAAAGGGGGAGGGGCUUGACGACAGAGGAGACAUUCAUCCACACAAUACAAUAAGAUGGAGGACGAAGGACAAAACAGAUGACAAAAGGAGCUUAAAGAGGCGCCGAUAAACGACAACGAAGGAUAAACUAAAGAAAAGGACAAAGUAAAUGUAUCAUUUAAGGCUGGAAAAGGUUGGGAAGUGAAACUAGCAGGAGGAGGGUGAGUGGAGAGAGAGAGAGAUGGGCAAUUUAUUCGGCAUCAAAACGGCACAGACCUGACAAGCCUGGACAAGACCAGGGAGAGGGAGAGAGAGAGAGAGAAACUGAGUGAGAGAAUGAGAGUAGGAGAUAAAGAGAGGAACAACUGAGUGGAAGAGAGCAAAAUAGAGAGUGAGAGCAUCAGAGAGAGAAAAGUGAGUGG
This is a messenger RNA of Pygocentrus nattereri (red-bellied piranha), 3743 nucleotides long. RefSeq names its product transmembrane protein 132D. NCBI's taxonomy places the organism in Eukaryota, Metazoa, Chordata, Actinopteri, Characiformes, Serrasalmidae. The transcript is spliced from 10 exons. The record is from RefSeq and is a predicted model, not a curated record. The coding region runs from base 42 to 3227 and encodes 1061 amino acids.